AUGCAGUCGUCUACAGUCGACCUUUUAUCUUCCGAUCUUUUCAAGCAUCAUUAUGAAGCUGAGCCGCGGGAAGCGCACCUGGAACGGUCAUAUCACCGGGCCAGGGCCAUGGCUAGAUAUUGGCGACUGACUGUGGAUGACAUUAUUCACUUCACACCAAAGUUCCGGCAUGCCCACACAGAUGGGAUUAUUCUCCGUGAUACAGUGGCCCAGACGAUAUUCAGCAUACACUAUAAUCUAAUCGCAGGGACCAUUGCCUUCUAUCUGCCCAAGCGCCCAGAUCUCAAGCCAUUAAUGAACGAGAUCAUGCAAUUUGACGUGGUUGGCAGUUAUAUGCUGACUGAGGUUGGACACGGCUGUGAUGCGAGGAACAUUGAAACAGUUGCGACUCGGCAACCCGAUGGCAGCUUCGUUCUUGAUACCCCAAACUCUGCCGCAAGAAAGUUUAUGCCUCCAUCUGCACCAGUUGCAGGCAUACCACGCAUUGCACUUGUUUUCGCACGCCUCUUGAUUGAUGGAGAGGAUCGAGGCAUUGGUCCGUUUAUAGUGCCAAUCAACAAUGGGCAACAGAUGCAGCGAGGGAUCAAAGCAUGGCGUCUCCCCGACACAGGAUCUGGAAGGGUGCUCAACCACGACCUGACGUCUUUCGAUCACGUCUAUCUCCCGCCAACCGCCUUGUUAGGAGACUUUACAAAACCCAUCAACAUGCGUGACCAGUAUCUCGCCUCAAUUCACCGCUUGAGCAUCGGAGCACUGAUCAUCGGUCUGUGGGUAAUACCGUUUCUGAAGGGUGCCGCUUUCAUCGUGGGAAAGUAUAGUCAACGCCGCACAGUCCAGGAAGGCCUGCAUGGACCAUCAGUCCCAAUCAUAUCCUUCAGGACUCAACAGCUCCCGAUUGCACAUGCUUUAGCCGAGGCUGCUGUGCUAGAACCGUUUGCAGACUGGACUAUCGAGCAACAUAAGAGCCCCUCAACCAGCCCCGGGGCCAAACAUGCGCUCAGCGUUAUUUUCAAGGUCGUCGCUCUCCAAAAUGGACGUGAAAGCCUAAACCAUUUGAUCGAGAGAAGCGGUGCCCGAGGAAUGUUCCCUGACAAUGGACUCCUACAAACGGAGGUAUUUGUUGCCACUGCAGAGGGAGAAGUCUUGGUCCUUUCCAUCCGCUCUGCCACCGAACUGCUCCUUGGCCGGUACAAGGUACCCGAGGCCAAGAUGCCCGGCUCUCUUUUGGAAAGGCACGAGGCUGGAUUUAUUGCGGAGCUAAAGAAGCUUCUGAAAGAGUUCAAGCAGCAUCGGAGUACAGAGUACAAUCAUUACAUCCUACCUCGGUGUCGUUCGAUGCUUCUGGCUAUUGGGCAACGGAUGGUAUAUGAAGCAGCCAACGACCGGGGGGUUGAUCCCGACCUUCUGGCGCUAUACGAGGCAGGCGCAGUGAAGAGCGACAGUAGCUGGUAUGUAGAGCAAAUGGGGCUCAGUAGAGCAGCUCAGUAUGACAUGGAGCGCCAAGCGUGUGACAACGUGGUGUCGCAGCUGGACAGGCAUUUGGAUGGGUUGGGGAUUGAGCCGUACUGCCCCGCCCCAAUGCUGUCUUCUUCGAACUGGGAUGCCUUUGUCGAUGCAUCGCCAUUGUUUGCCGGAGACUCUGUCCCUAGCAGAAAUAGACGGGAAGCAAAGCUUUGA
Molecule: messenger RNA, 1677 nt
Organism: Aspergillus sclerotioniger CBS 115572
Lineage: Eukaryota; Fungi; Ascomycota; Eurotiomycetes; Eurotiales; Aspergillaceae
Product: acyl-CoA oxidase
Exons: 7
Coding region: 1-1677 (558 amino acids)
Biological process (GO): fatty acid beta-oxidation using acyl-CoA oxidase; lipid homeostasis
Cellular component (GO): peroxisome
Molecular function (GO): acyl-CoA oxidase activity; fatty acid binding; FAD binding
Source: RefSeq, a predicted model, not a curated record